ACUUCCGGUUCCGGCCGGCGCACGGAGGUGUGCGAGGUACUCCCGGUCCCGGGGCUGGUCGCGAUGCCCUUGCACAAGUUCCCGGUCAGUCUAUGGAAGAAGCUCCGGCUGCAGGAGGGCAUCUACUCCCGCCUUCCCCAGCACUACCUUCGCUCACUGGAGGCAGAGCGGACGCCCACGCCCGUGCACUACAGGCCACACGGGGUCAAGUUCAAGAUCAACCCAAAAAACGGGCAGCGGGAGCGCGUAGAGGAUGUGCCUAUUCCCAUUUACUAUCCCCCCGAGUCCCAGCUGGGGCUCUGGGGCGGUGAGGGCUGGAUCCUGGGCCACAGAUACGUCAACAACGACAAGCUCUCAAAGAGGGUGAAGAAAGUGUGGAAGCCACAGCUGUUUCAACGCGAGCUCUACAGUGAGAUCCUCGACACGAAGUUCUCUGUGACUGUGACUAUGCGGACCCUGGACCUCAUCGAUGAGGCCUAUGGGUUUGACUUCUACAUCCUGAAGACCCCAAAGGAGGACCUGUGCUCCAAGUUUGGGAUGGACCUGAAGCGAGGGAUGCUGUUGCGACUUGCCCGACGGGACCCUCAGCUGCACCCGGACGACCCCAAGAGGAGGGCAGCCAUCUAUGACAAAUACAAGGAGUUUGUCAUCCAGGAGGAGGAGGCUGAGUGGGUUGGCCUGACACUGGAUGAAGCUGUGGAGAAGCAGAGGCUUCUGGAGGAAAAGGACCCCAUCCCUCUGUUCAAGGUCUACGUGGAGGAGCUAAUUGAGCGGCUUCAGCAGCAGGCACUGUCUGAGCCAGCGGUGGUGCAGAAGAGAGCCAGCGGGAAGUGACCACAUAGUGACUGACCCAUGCCUGAUAGCCAGGCUCAGUGACCCUUGUUGUCCCCCAGCCACCCUAUCCUUCUGCCCUUUGGCAAACCUGUAGGCAUAGUCUGGGGCAGUGGCAAGAGCCACUUGUGGGCAGUGGGUGAAACAUUCUUGUGUGUGCUGGUUAUGAAGCUCCUGGGUGGGGUGCACUUAGUGGAGACCCUAAUGGGCCUCUGGUCCCAAGAUCCCCAGUGUCCUGGGGCCUUCGCACAGCCUCUGAGUUACCUCCUUCCCCUGCAGCAGAGGCCCAGCCAAAGCAGGUUCACCACAUUCCGGGGGCAGCACGAGUAAAGUCUGAGCCGGGCCAUGUGUGUGCUGCUUUGUUUGGAGGACCGGAGCUCUCCUGUGUAGUUCUUGACCCUGUCAUCUCACCACCCCAGAGAGCCUGGAUGUGGCUGACGUGGGUGGUGGUCCCCAGCCAAGCUGUGGGACUUAGGUUUGUUUUGGUGUUUUUCUUUCCUCUGGGAGAGAAUCCCGAGAAGUUGAAGGUGGUCUACGAUAGGGCAGGACAGUGCUUGCCCCUCCACAUUGCGCAUCCCUGCCUGUUCUGGGAAUGUUUUUCACAGCAGAGGCAGGGAGGCUGUGGCCUGGCUCUGGGAGUAACUGGGAAGUGUCUGUACUGAUAUGCCCUUUGAUAUGGUGCCCUCUGAGGGUGCCCGCACCAUCUCUGAGGGCGCUGCAAGGGGCAGUGUCUCGCAGGGAAAGCCUUGAGUCAGGAGCUCUGUCAGCAUAACCACAUGGACCUGCAACCUGGGUGCCCCUCCUCAGCUGACCCACACUUGAUUUUGGGCCAGUCACCCUGAGGUCUUUCUGAUUCUGAGAUUUGGGGAUGCCUUGGCCCUCUUCCCUGCCCCUUACCUGGAAGUCCAGCAUGGAGACCCAUUCAGGUCUCUGAGAGCAUAGGGAGGGGUUCCCUUGACUUGGUCCUGACAACUGGCUGAGAGGUGCCAAGCUCCCUGAGGGGAGAUGUGGAAGCAACAACACCUGGGCUGUGUUCCUGGUGGCAGAGGCCAGAGGGAACAUGUAGCUGGCUAGCAGACAUGGCUGGUCAAGGGACACAGCUGCAGGAGAGUCCUGGAGAUCCCACGGCUCAUGAGGUCAUCAAGGGUCAGGAUCUGCCUUGGGGUUGGAGCCCUGGGGGGUGGGGGAAUGUCCGCAAGAUCUCUGUCCAAAGCUGGAUACACUGUCAUAGUGCCACACUCCUGGAGUGUCCUCAUGCUUCCCAUACACCAGUGAUUUCUCAUGCAGUGUCCCUAUUUUGUGAACAGUUUUUAAUACUUAAAAAAUUUUACGAAAGUUGACAAUUUCCAGCCUACCCCAACCCUGCCCCUGCUCCUGCCCUGGUGAACCAGCAUGGCCCCGCCCAGUUGUCCCAACGACAGCCCCUGGCUCCAGGCAGAUUGGUGGUGGUCAGGAUGCGCCAGCGCUCCCCAUGUUCAUGUCCACAUCACAGUUCUUGUGUUCAGCCCUGAACUCAGUCUGAUCCCUUUCCAGCCCCUCAGCUUGUCGCCUUGGUCCCCCUUUAGUGUGCACACUGCAUGCCCCCCAGUUCAUUGACCUUGGCUCUUAGUCACCCCUCACUAAUCUUCCCACCGCAACAAAGGCCACAAG
Messenger RNA from Pteronotus mesoamericanus, 2481 nucleotides. RefSeq names its product mitochondrial ribosomal protein L28 (gene MRPL28). NCBI's taxonomy places the organism in Eukaryota, Metazoa, Chordata, Mammalia, Chiroptera, Mormoopidae. The record is from RefSeq and is a predicted model, not a curated record. The coding region runs from base 64 to 834 and encodes 256 amino acids. The transcript has 6 exons. Gene Ontology annotation, cellular component: mitochondrial large ribosomal subunit. Gene Ontology annotation, molecular function: structural constituent of ribosome.